Molecule: messenger RNA, 1788 nt
Organism: Gekko japonicus
Lineage: Eukaryota; Metazoa; Chordata; Lepidosauria; Squamata; Gekkonidae
Gene: ZNF408
Product: zinc finger protein 408
Exons: 7
Coding region: 1-1785 (594 amino acids)
Biological process (GO): regulation of transcription by RNA polymerase II
Cellular component (GO): nucleus
Molecular function (GO): DNA-binding transcription factor activity, RNA polymerase II-specific; RNA polymerase II transcription regulatory region sequence-specific DNA binding
Source: RefSeq, a predicted model, not a curated record
AUGGAGCAGAACCCCGGCAGGUGUCGCUCCGUGGACUCGGGUGGUGGUUGGCCCUGCUGCCCAGUGUGGAGACUCCCGCGAGGCCUGGCCCUGGGCCCUUCGCUAUCUGCCGCCAAGGGGCUGGGUGUGUGGUGCGUGGGGAGGGACCUGCGGUCGGGGAUGCUGCUGUUGGGUCCGCGGGAAGAGGAAGUGGAGAGGAUAUUUCCAUCACCCUGCUGGAAAGAGGCUUGUGACAAGAUAUCCAGCUGGAAGAGUCUGGUGAAGCAAAGCUGGAAUGAAGAGGCGGCAAAUGUGACACUGGAGUGUCUCAAUGGAGAGAUCGACAUCCGGGUUUGUUCUCCUAUUGCUGCUGGCACUGAAUUGCUGUACUGGUUAGCAGCGCCUCAGGCUGAUCCUGCCUCCCUGGGAGAGAACACACCAGCAAGUCUGUCAGAUGGGGUGGCUGUUUCAGAGAAGGCAGAAUUACAAGAACUGUUGGCAGCAUCUGCUGUUAUUGAGGGAGAUGCUUUGGUGGAACAAGAAAGUACCACCCUGGAGGGAAAUGCAACAGAUCUCUUCGAAGAAACAAAAUCAAAAGGAGUUUUGUCUCCUCUUUCUAAACAAGGGGAGACUGAGCCUCUGCAAAGGUCAGGGCUCUCCAUUUUUCUUGAGAUGCUUUGCCACCUGAAGAAGCACCGGUUUGUACAUACUGAUCACAAACCAUUCCUGUGCCCAGAGUGUGGCAAGAGCUAUAGCUCAGAAGAGAGCUUCAAAGCACACACAUUGGGCCACAGAGGUGUACGGCCUUUCCCCUGCUCACAGUGCCACAAGACCUACGGCACCAAACGUGACCUGCAGGAACAUCAGGUGUUGCACACAGGCCAACGACCUUUUGUCUGUCCAGAUUGUGGGAAAUCCUUUGCUCGCCGGCCUUCCCUUCGUAUUCAUCGCAAAACUCACCAAGAGCCAAACGCUUCUUCUGCAGCUGCCUGUCAGUGUGUGAUAUGUGGGCGACAACUGGCCAAUCCUGGAUCACUGCGCAACCACAUGAGGCUACACACAGGGGAACGUCCCUACACUUGCCCCUACUGCCCCAAGUCUUUCCGUCAGCAGGGCAAUUUGCGUGGGCAUCUUCGGCUUCAUACAGGGGAACGCCCAUACCGCUGUCACUUUUGUGGGGAUGCCUUCCCACAGCGCCCUGAGCUCCGCCGCCACCUGAUCUCCCACACAGGUGAGGCCCAUCUAUGCACAGUAUGUGGGAAAGCACUGCGUGACCCCCACACAUUGCGAGCUCAUGAGCGCCUGCACACAGGCGAGCGGCCUUUCCGCUGCCAUCUAUGUCCCAAAUCCUAUCCUCUAGCCACAAAGCUGCGGCGCCACCAGAAGGCUCACCAUGGUGACAAGCCCCACCAGUGUGGCAUUUGUGGUAUGGCUUAUGCUCUCCCCCGGAAUCUGCAGCACCAUCAGCUUGAACACAACUCAAACCCAGGCAAGGAUGUAUUCAAGCCUUUCAUUAAGUGUCUGCAGGAGCUGCCAGAACAACCUAGAAUGCUGGUAGUGCACUCUAUGGACAUGGCAGCACCAGUGAACAAAGCAGAACUCAUCAUCGCCAAAGAUGGGCACUAUUUUGGAGCACAAGGGGACUCUGCCAGGCAGAAGGAUGUCGUUGAGAUCACACUCUCAGACGCUGAGGGAAAAUGCAUUAUUGUGCAGGAGCCGGGCUCCCCCAGCGGUAUGUUCAUUAUUCAGGAGGGUGUGGGUUUCAAUACAGUGGCUGAAGUGGUUGAAGCAGAAGUGGGGACAUGAUUG